CUCUCCUCCACCCCACCCCACCCCACUCGACUGCAAACUUCAGAAUGGCAGUGAUGAAUUACCAGUACAUCAAAGGGAUGAAUGGGUUUCGAGUCUACAUCUUGGAAGGGCACCCAAGCUUGAAGUCGGGUGAGAGGCAGCAGCCACAAGCCAAUCACAGGACAGGGCCGCCUCCAAGCUGCCCAAUCAAACGCAAGCAUCCGGCAGAUCCCAACGGCCUUGGCCAGUCAGUGGAGGAAGGCCUUCCAGCGGCCGGGACGGCCCUCGCAUUGCUUAUGGUGGACAGGCCCACGGCCAGGGAGGGGCCCACCUCCCCGCAGCAGAAGCAGCAGCAGCAGCAGCAGCAGCAGGCCCCAGGCCCCCCCGCCGACCAGCCGCUGGCCCUGGUCAAGAAGCGGCCCGGUUUCAGCAGCCCGACCUCCGGCCCCCCGAGCACGCUGCCUCCCAGCAUGCUCCAGCAGAUGAGGCCGUCGGUGAUCACAUGCACUUCCUCCGGCUACCAGCGGUGUGGGCAUUCCCGGGCGGCGGCCCCACCCCACGGGCAACAGGCGGCCGUGUCUGUCACCUACAGCUCGGGCAGUGAGGGUACUGACCAGACUGUCUCCUGUGACUCCGUGGUGGACGAGCAUUUCCGGCGGAGCCUGGGCUGUGACUACCAGCUGCCCGCCAGCGCUGCCAACUCCGUCUCCAUCUCGGGCUGCGUCGAUGACCACUUCGCCAAGGCUCUGGGCGACAAGUGGCUUCAGAUCAAAGGUUCGGCCGCCUCCAGCCCUGGCGCUUCGGAGCUGCCAAGCGAAGAGGCUCCUUCCCCGAGCCUGGCACCCACUGUCCUCUCGUAGCCUGCGGGAUCCAUGAGUAUGGGACAACCCCCGCCUCCCUUGCCCCCCCAACACUCCCCCCAACACCGCUCACCCCGCCUCACGCACGUCCUCCCGGAUUAGGAACUGCCCUCCAACCAAUCCCACGACUGAAGGGGUCAAAGGUAUCUCGGAGGGUUGGCACCGCCACCCCCCCACAACGUGCCCCCACUUUCUGGAUUCGGCAGGGGUGCGGUGUGUUUGGAUGGUCCUCCUCAGUGCCUGGCAACAUAGGCUACGUGAACAGUGAACAUCGGGACUGGUAUAACAGCCGUACCAAUUUCUCGUCGUCCCCCCCCCACAGUCCACACUGAGCUUCGUAGGUUCAUUCCUGUCGAGAAACUCAACCCUGAGCUGAUUUACGCUCCGUUGACCCCGGGGAGAUCUCCAACUGCGUCCCGACUCUCCAUUCACGCCCUCCACCCCCGACGCACAGGGGCAGCAGUGUGUGUACCAUCUACAAGAUGCACUGCAGCAACUCGCCAAGGCUCCUUCGACAGCGCCACCCAAACCCACCACC
Messenger RNA from Carcharodon carcharias (great white shark), 1377 nucleotides. RefSeq names its product transcription cofactor vestigial-like protein 4. The transcript is spliced from 5 exons. The record is from RefSeq and is a predicted model, not a curated record. Gene Ontology annotation, biological process: negative regulation of DNA-templated transcription. Gene Ontology annotation, molecular function: transcription coactivator binding. Lineage: Eukaryota; Metazoa; Chordata; Chondrichthyes; Lamniformes; Lamnidae. Bases 45 to 839 code for a protein of 264 amino acids.